AUGGAGAGGAACUUCACCCCUUUCCCAUUUCGAGAGAAGAAGAAGAAGAAGAAGAAGAAGAAGAAGAAGAAGAAGAAGAAGAAGAGAAGAAGAAGAAGAAGAAGAGGAAAGUGGAGCAGGGGAAAAACACGACCGCUUGGCAGGAAGAGGCGACGACCCACCAGGUCGUCAACCUAUUACAUUGAAACGACCCUGGAGCGACGCCAGAAAAUAUCUCCUCUCAUCCAAAAAAGUCCUAAAGUCCUCUUUCCAACGACCCCUUUGUCUAGGGAUCAGAGAGAAGCUCGUUCCCUUGUUUGA
Molecule: messenger RNA, 300 nt
Organism: Macrobrachium nipponense
Lineage: Eukaryota; Metazoa; Arthropoda; Malacostraca; Decapoda; Palaemonidae
Product: ADP-ribosylation factor-like protein 6-interacting protein 4
Exons: 1
Coding region: 1-300 (99 amino acids)
Source: RefSeq, a predicted model, not a curated record